Molecule: messenger RNA, 625 nt
Organism: Trachymyrmex cornetzi
Lineage: Eukaryota; Metazoa; Arthropoda; Insecta; Hymenoptera; Formicidae
Gene: Blos1
Product: biogenesis of lysosome-related organelles complex 1 subunit 1
Exons: 5
Coding region: 182-568 (128 amino acids)
Biological process (GO): endosomal transport
Cellular component (GO): BLOC-1 complex
Source: RefSeq, a predicted model, not a curated record
UUCGUUUUUUCUCUUCCUUUUUUUUUAAUUUGAAAACGCAACAGUAUCUCGAUUAUAAUGGUUAUAUAAUUACUUCAAAUUUCUCUGGUUAGACCUUACAUCAGUUGUAUACCGUGUUUCACCUUUUGCUAACACCUAAACAUUGUUCAAAUCCAACUUUUUUAGGCAGCAACUAUCAAAAAUGUUAUCUGCAAUCGUCAAAGAACAUCAGAGCAAGCAAGCUGUUAGAAAAGAAAGGCAAGAGCAAAAGCGGAAAGAUGCCGUUCAGGCUGCAAGCAAUCUGACACAAGCCCUUGUUGAUCACUUGAAUGUUGGUGUAGCUCAAGCAUAUUUAAAUCAAAAGAAGCUAGAUGCUGAAGCAAAGCAACUACAACACAGUGCAACCAAUUUUGCUAAACAAACGCAAUUAUGGUUGAAUUUGGUAGAAUCUUUCUCAAGCUCUUUAAAAGAAAUUGGAGAUGCAGAAAAUUGGGCACGCAGUAUAGAAGGAGAUAUGAGAACUAUAGCCACAGCUUUGGAAUAUUCAUACAAAGCCACGCAAGAGAAUCAAAGUGUUGGUAAUGUUUAAAGAUAUGUAAUAUAUAGGACAUUAUUUUUCUAAGUAUUAAUAUAAUAUGGUUAGCGU